AUGACGAUCCACCAAAAUGGCGGUUCGUCAACGUACGUCAUGGAGCCCUCGCAUUCAUCCAUCGAGCUCAACGAUCUCUCACACUUCGUCUCCAAGCCCGAGGAUGCGAAGCUCCCCACCGCCAAACCCCCAAGCAUCAACGCAAAGGCAGGCAAGACACUUCAGGAACAAGAUCCAGUCGAGAGGCUGCCGUCACCGACAACGCAAGCGGAUGCGAAGCUGGAGCAGUGGAAUGCUCCGCGGGGCAACCUGUGGAAGACGUUGGCGGCAUUUUGGAGCUUUGUUGUUAUGGGGGCCAAUGAUGCUGCUUAUGGUGCCUUGAUCCCUUAUCUUCAACAAUAUUAUGACCUUACGUUUGUGGUCAUCUCGCUGGUGUUUCUGUCGCCUCUUAUCGGCUACACUGCGUCGGCGCUGCUCAAUAACGCCAUACAUCUCAAAUUCGGUCAACGGGGUGUAGCGUUCCUCUCUCCAGGAUGCCAUAUCAUCGCCUAUGUCAUUAUUGCCGUGCAUCCUCCGUACCCUGUUCUAGUGGUUGUCUUCAUGAUAGCAGGAUUCGGGAACGGACUCGCAGAUGCUGCUUGGAAUGCUUGGAUUGGAAACAUGGCGAAUGCUAACGAGGUCCUGGGGUUCCUGCACGGCUUCUACGGCCUUGGUGCAGUGCUUUCACCGCUCAUUGCCACCACCAUGAUCACAAAGGGUCAGCGACUGCCGUGGUGGACAUUCUACUAUGUCAUGAUCGGGCUAGCUGCCAUCGAACUCGGCACUUCGAUCGCAGCCUUCUGGACCGCGACCGGCGCCGUAUUCCGCGAAAACAACGAGCGCACAUCUGACAGCCAGGACAGCCGCAUGAAAGAAGCUCUCAUCCGCAUGCCCCAUGCACGCAUCACCUGGAUCUGCGCCAUUUUCCUUCUCGGCUACGUUGGCAUCGAAGUCGCCCUCGGUGGCUGGAUCGUCAAAUUCAUGCUGGAAGUGCGCAACGGAGGAGAUUUUGCAAGCGGCAUGGUAGCAACAGGCUACUGGAUGGGUAUCACGGUGGGGAGGGUCAUCCUGGGCUUUGUAACGCCGAGGAUAGGCGAGAAGUUAGCUAUUGCGAUCUACCUCCCGCUCACCAUGGCCCUCGAGCUCAUCUUCUGGCUCGUCCCGCAGUUCUACGUCUCCGCCGUGGCCGUCUCUUUGCAAGGCUUCCUGAUGGGUCCGCUGUUCCCCGCUGUUGUGGUUGUCGCUACGAAACUUCUUCCUAGGCACCUUCACGUCAGCGCAAUCGGGUUUGCCGCUGCGUUUGGCGGCUCGGGCGCGGCGAUAUUCCCCUUCGCGGUGGGCGCUAUUGCACAGGCGAAGGGGGUCAAGGUGUUGCAGCCGAUUGUUCUAGCGCUGCUGGGGGUUAUUUUGGCUCUUUGGCUGUGCUUGCCGAGGAUUAGGAGGAAGACGGAGUAG
Didymosphaeria variabile is the source of this 1434-nucleotide messenger RNA. RefSeq lists its product as uncharacterized. Gene Ontology annotation, molecular function: transmembrane transporter activity. The record is from RefSeq and is a predicted model, not a curated record. Gene Ontology annotation, biological process: transmembrane transport. Bases 1 to 1434 code for a protein of 477 amino acids. Gene Ontology annotation, cellular component: membrane. NCBI's taxonomy places the organism in Eukaryota, Fungi, Ascomycota, Dothideomycetes, Pleosporales, Didymosphaeriaceae. The transcript is spliced from 6 exons.